UCAGCAGUCGUCCUGGUGGGACGGCCGUGCUGCUUUGCGUGGCUUGCAGUCUCCACAGCACUCUUGUUUUCGUGUGUGCGUGCGUGUGUGUGUGAGCGAGAGAGUCACCACUUGAACACUUUACACGACCGGAGAAAUUCACGGACAAAUUAGUCCGUCGACUUAGAGGGAAGAGCGGAGGAUAAGUUGCGAACGAGCGAGGAGACAUGUUUUUCAGCGGCGGGGGAGAGACUGUCCGGCUGCCUGCACUUCCAACCAGCCUUAAAGCCUCUUUGAUGCAGCCGCUUAGCUAACAAGCUAACUCGGAAUGUUUUCAGAAACUAGCUUGUUAGUAGCCUGCUAGCUAGCUAAGUCGGCCGGAGAAAUCUGCGGUGUGGAUUCAACAAACAGUAAAAAUGAUACUGGAGUCUUUCAACACGGUGAGAGGAAGAUUUGUGACACCUUCUCCGACCGGGUAUGUUGAAUGUUUGGAGCUCCAGAGCCCGCUUGGUUCCUAAUUUCCAGUGGGGACAAUAGUUAACUGUCCAGGCAACAAGUCUGGCUCACACCGCUGCUUUAACGUUGCUCAAGUUUGUAGUCGUGUGUGGCGUUGCUGUUGCUCUGUGUGUGGUUGUAGCUCGAUAGAAAAGAAUCCUCUGAGUUGAAAUGAUCGCUUACGGCUGAGUAAAGGUGGCGUUAUACAAAGGAAAGUAGGGUGCGACUUCAGAUGCCCCGAUUUGAGCGCAUCGGGUCACUGUGUUGUUUAGGAAAACCUGUUGUCAGUUAAGCGGUGCCAUUAUUGACGAGGAGACGAGGUGGAUGGACAUUAUAAAUCGCCCACAUGCGUUGGAUCACUUCCCGGACUUGUGAAAGGCAUCUGAAGCAGAAGGAGGGAGAAGUGAGCGCACAGCCCUUGCAACCCGGGGGAAGAUGGCGGAACGUUCCCGCAGGAGGUGGUGAGACCAAAACUUCGGGACUUCUUGGAUUUAUCGCCGGGCAUCUUAUCCCAGAUCGCCGGACACAUGCAGGCCAAAAAACGAUACUUACUUCUGUUCUCCGCCGGUGCGUGUCUGGUUCUGUUGUUCUGUUUCGGGGGGAUACAAGUCCCGCUUUCCAGACGGGGUCCCAGCCGGCGUGAUGACCGCAGCCUCGCCGGUUAUCACCCCGGGGCGAGGUGGCGUCCCCUGCCCGGUUACCUACAGCCCUUCAGCCCCUGGGAGCAGGACCGGAGCGAUGAUCUCAAUGAACACAUAUCUCCCAGGCAGAAGAGGGACACACUCUCAGGCCUGUACACCGGAAAACGUUGCAGGAUGGAGUCCUGUUUCGACUUCUCCCUGUGCGAGAGGAAUGGAUUUAAAGUUUACGUGUAUCCCCAGCAGAAGGGGGAGAAGCUGUCAGACAGUUACCAGAACAUCUUAUCCUCGAUUGAAGGCUCCAGGUUCUAUACACCUGACCCAGGACAGGCCUGCCUGUUUGUCCUGAGUUUGGACACUCUGGACAGGGACCAGCUUUCCCCCCAGUAUGUACACAACUUGAAAGCAAAAAUCCAGAGCCUUCCUCUGUGGAAUGGAGGCAAAAACCACAUCAUCUUUAACUUAUACUCUGGCACUUGGCCAGACUACACAGAAGAUCUUGGCUUUGACAUUGGACUCGCAAUGUUGGCCAAGGCCAGCAUCAGCACAGAGAACUUUCGGCCAAACUUUGACGUUUCCAUCCCUCUCUUCUCUAAAGACCACCCCAGGACAGGAGGGGAAAGGGGCUAUCUGAAACACAACACAAUCCCCCCUUAUAGGAAGUACAUGCUUGUUUUUAAGGGGAAAAGGUACCUAACUGGAAUAGGUUCGGACACUAGGAAUGCUUUAUAUCAUGUUCACAACUCAGAGGAUGUGGUCCUCCUCACCACUUGUAAGCAUGGGAAGGACUGGCAGAAGCACAAGGAUACACGGUGUGAUAGGGACAACACAGAAUACGACAAGUAUGACUACAGAGAGAUGCUGUACAACUCUACAUUCUGUCUGGUACCUCGAGGACGACGGCUGGGUUCCUUUCGCUUCUUGGAGGCCUUGCAGGCAGCUUGUGUGCCAGUGAUGCUAAGCAAUGGCUGGGAGCUUCCCUUCUCAGAGAUAAUCGACUGGAACACGGCAGCAGUUAUUGGGGAUGAAAGGCUGCUAUUACAGAUCCCCUCAACAGUGCGGUCCAUCCACCAGGAUAAGAUCUUGUCCCUGAGACAGCAGACGCAGUUCCUAUGGGAGGCUUAUUUCAACUCGGUGGAGAAGAUAGUACUGACCACACUGGAGAUCAUCCAGGACCGGGUACUGCUGCACACCUCACGGAGUAACCUCAUGUGGAACUGUCUUCCUGGAGGUCUUUUCACGCUGCCUCAGUACUCCACACACCUGAGAGACUUCCCCUUCUACUACGCUAAGCUGGGUAUCAAGCCACACCCCAAGUUUACAGCAAUCAUUCAUGUGGUCACUCCACUGGUCUCCCAGUCCCAGCCAGUCAUGAAGCUGCUGGUGGCUGUGGCCAAAUCCCAGUACUGUGCUCAGGUAAUGGUUCUGUGGAACUGCGACAAGCCUCUUCCUGCCAAGCAGCGCUGGCCUGCCACCUCUGUCCCUGUCAUUGUUAUAGAAGGGGAAAGCAAGGUGAUAAGCAGUCGCUUUCUACCCUACGACACCAUCCCCACUGAUGCUGUACUCAGUCUGGACGAGGACACGGUGCUGUCCACCACAGAGGUCGACUUUGCCUUCACAGUGUGGCAAAGUUUCCCCGACCGCAUAGUUGGUUACCCAGCUCGCAGCCACUUCUGGGACAGCAACAAGGAGCGGUGGGGCUACACUUCCAAAUGGACCAACGACUACUCCAUGGUGCUGACUGGGGCUGCCAUCUAUCACAGAUACUACCACUACUUGUACACCACCUACCUUCCAGCCAGCCUGAAGACCAUGGUUGACCAAAUGUCGAACUGCGAGGACAUUCUGAUGAAUUUUCUGGUGUCGUCGGUGUCUAAACUACCACCCAUCAAGGUCACACAAAAGAAACAAUACAAGGAAACCAUGAUGGGACAGAGCUCCCGGGCUUCUCGCUGGGCCGACCCGGACCAUUUCGCCCAGCGUCAGACCUGCAUGAACAAGUUUGCCAGCUGGUUUGGCACCAUGCCGCUGGUCCAUUCACAGAUGAGGCUGGAUCCGGUCCUGUUCAAAGACCAGGUGUCCAUAUUGCGGAAGAAGUACAGGGACAUCGAGAGGCUAUAACCCUCCUGAGCCCCCCGCUCGCUGGACACAACAAAGAAAGAGCGAGGGGGCGGACAUGUAGAGAAGCCUUUCCAUGGUUGCAUGGAUGGAGCAGUGGAGAAACAAAUUGGAUUGGGCACAGGGAAAGACGAGGAAUAAAACUUGAACAGAAGCGGAGGACGCCACAUUUGUCGGCCUCCUUUGUUGUCCUUCCUUCAUUUCUCCUUUCUACCCCUGCUCUUUGUGUACUAGGGGAUAGCGGAACACACAGGUCCCACUAUUUACAUCAUGACUACCAACCACUGAAGGACACCUGAGGACUUUUAAAGGCUCGACUUUAAACUGAAGUGGUCAUGGAGUCAAAAAAAUCACAGCUUUCUGUUUGUGUCCCAGCAGCAGCAAACCUUUCCCUACUCCAACCCACUGAAAGUGACUGUGUGUUCUGCUCUGUACACUAUGCACAGGUACCUGAAAGUUUUUGAUGACAGAAUAUUAUUGAUAAAUAUGAAGAGGAUAACACUAUUUUGGAUUGUGUUUAGCUAUUUUUUAUACAGUGAAUGAAUGGCCAGCACUACUCUCUCUGUAUUGUCUUAAUAAAAAACCAAUAGUAGGGUGGCUUAGGGGAGGAAUGACAACCCCUCGACCACAGAACUGAGUUAGGAUCAUUGAUCUGACAUUCACAGUGCCUCACAGUUUAUCUAAUGGCAGUGGGAUCCUGGAAUCUUAGAAAAAGACUUGGUGCAGAAUGAGCACCUUGAUCUUGCUGCUUUAUCGUUGUAUUUUUUUUCGUGAUAUGUGAUUUUCUGUAUAACUGAUAAAAUUAUGGAUCGUGUAGUAAAUUUUCAAAGGUCAGCAUUCACAUAUUGUUCUCAAAAAGGUAGAAUGAAAAUGUGUUUAUUCAGUUGAACAAACAGUUAUGUGCCAUUUUGAACAAAUUUCCUGUGUAAAAUUAUGGCUGUUUCAAAGGCACCUUGUGCAGCUAGAUUUGCUAUGUGGGAACAGAAAUCCCAGGAACUGAAUAGGAAUGCAGAGAAAAUUCAGUGAGAUCCCCUGUUUCCAUUUUAGCAAGAAACUUUCUUCAUGUCUCCUUUUUUUCAUUUGUAAAGGCAUAAACAACAAGCUAGAAUCGGUACUUGAAUACGUGCUGAACUGAAGAACAACAGAGGAUUGUAUGAGUUGCCUUGGUUAUAUGAGGCUGAGUUUGCCAGUGGUCUGUUUGAAACACAAACCACUGUGAAAACCAGGGCAUGGUUCUUUUUGGGCUGGAAUAUUUAUAUUCUGUAAUUGUCUCUUUGAUAUAGACCCAAUUUCAUUUCAUCCAGUUACAAGUUUGGCAGUAGCUCAGGUUCACAGGUACUUGACGGUGGCUAACAUUGCUUUCAUCUAGACUGUCAGAGUUUGGCAUCAUACUAAGCAGACCACUAUAUAUUUCCCCAAAUAUUAUGAACAAAUAUGAGCAGACUAACAAGAAUUCUCACCAACCAGUUGUCAUACCCCUAAAAGACUUUGAUAGCAAUUUUAAAUUAGUGGAUGAUAUGCUAUCCAGUAAGUAAUUGUUCCCAUUUGUGUUAUUUCUUCGACUACAUACAUGCAAAUUAAAGCCUUUUGGCAUGUCUGAUAAUGAUAUAUGUAAAUAGCCAUCACAACAUCAGACUGACAUAAUGCUGUUGCAGUUUGGUAACAUUCAGGAAACAAAUGUUAAAGACACGUUCCUUAACUCAGUAUGUCUCCUAAAAAACAUCUUUGUCACUUUCUAUAUAGUGGUCUGAAAUCUGAGAGACAUAUCUCAUUUGUUACAAAUCUGUACAUUGAUUGCCAAAUGUCAUUGGAACAUGAAAUUAGGUUUAUAUGGUGCUGGGUCAACAGGCUAAAUGACUUUGUGUCCUUUUUUUGUGUUGAUAUAUCAUGUUAUCUGAAAAUGUAAAUCAAUGACUCUAGAAUGGACGAAGUUUUUAAAUCACUACAUGAUCGAGUUAAAAUUCAACACACUGCCCUUAAAUUGUAAAUUUAGCAACAUUUCAGCCAUCUAAUCACACAAACCGUGACACAUGCUUUGGUAGCUUCAGCUUUUCUUCUUUUUUUUUUGCCGGAAAAUCAAACAAAUCGUUGUUUCUUUAAGCGCCACAGUCCUUCACAGACUACCCUAUGUGCCAAUAGAGCAUUCAUGGUUUUGUUUUUUGUGUUCACUGGAUAUGUGGAAUGCCAUGCAUUCCCAUAUUUAUGUGGUUCGUUAAGUAUUUUCUGUCUGUAUAGGAACAAGAGUGUAAAAGGAUGGAAAGAGUUUGUGUGAGAGGCUGAGAACAUGGCACAGAAGGCUGCUGCAUGGUAUUUUUCACUUCUGAGAAUGUGCUUUCAGUGUAAGGGCAAAUAAGCAGCCCUAGUAUAACUACUAAACAUAGUGCUAUCAAGACAAAUGAACAUGGUCGUAGACAGUAUCACAUUUCAGAAACGAACUUGGUGCAAUAUUUAAGCUGGCAUUUUCUCUUUCUGUUUCCUUUCUCUUCCCUUGUGUUAAUGUUUCAGAGGGCAGGGGGUGAUAUAUUGACGUGCCUUCAGAAGAAAUACACUUACGAAUUUUUUUGUUCUGAAAUGCCUUGUUUCUAGAAACAGGUCCCUAUUUUCAUUUCAUCAAAGUUUUUGUGUUUUCUUUAUCAACAUCCAGUAACUCAUAAAGCGCCCUAAUUUAUAUUGUUUAACACUGGAAUGCUAUGAAGACUCACCACCACACAUCUGAUACUAACAUUCCUGCCUUUUCUGUCAUAGGAACGUUUUUCUAAGUCUUGUCCUGACAUACAUACUGCCUUGUAUUACUAUACUUGCGAGAUCCCAAACCCCCACUUCUGCCUAAUUGUCACAACUACAGUAAUACAUGUAAUAAACAUAAUUCUCACACACAAACGCGCAGUAUAUAUCAGACAGGAUUGUGUCUCAAAUGAAUCUUUGCCUGCUUCCUUCACUCUCUUCUGUAACUGCACACCUAAUUUUAUAGAGAUUAAAAUGGAAAGAUAGAGGAAAAAAUCACAAUUUUGUAAAUGAAUUUUAUAGAAACAAAUUGAAAAAAAAAUCAACAAAUAAAAUGUUUGAUAUAAAUUGA
Messenger RNA from Amphiprion ocellaris (clown anemonefish), 6306 nucleotides. Its product is annotated as exostosin-1a. Gene Ontology annotation, cellular component: membrane. NCBI's taxonomy places the organism in Eukaryota, Metazoa, Chordata, Actinopteri, Pomacentridae. Gene Ontology annotation, molecular function: glycosyltransferase activity. The transcript is spliced from 11 exons. The record is from RefSeq and is a predicted model, not a curated record. The coding region runs from base 1002 to 3233 and encodes 743 amino acids.